This is a messenger RNA of Drosophila eugracilis, 1883 nucleotides long. RefSeq names its product EF-hand domain-containing protein D2 homolog (gene Swip-1). Lineage: Eukaryota; Metazoa; Arthropoda; Insecta; Diptera; Drosophilidae. Gene Ontology annotation, molecular function: calcium ion binding. The record is from RefSeq and is a predicted model, not a curated record.
GGUCUCACUAUUCGUUCCUCAACAUUCGGAAGAUUCGGAAGUCGCGGCAUUUCAAGCGGAGAACCAGUGUCCAAUAAGACAGUAGAAGUGCUCUAAAAGCAACACGGCAUUUUAAACGCACAUUGCAACUGAUUUUUCUAAACCAAAAAGGAUUCAAGGCCACGCCCCCGCCAAAAGUUUUCGUGUCAUAGAGUCUGUGUUUGUGUACUUUCCUGCCGCAUCGCUGUAUUCGUGUGUGUAUCCCGACGUCUCUUUUUGCAGUCCUUUUUGCGUGGGUGUGCCGAAAAAGGAGAAGAGAGAAAGAAACAUAAAAAACAGUGAAAUUCCAGUACACCAAAGCAAGUCAAUAAAGGCCGAUAAAAUGUCCGUUUCAUCAAACGCCUCAUCUGCCUCCAACAAGGACAGCGUGGAUAGCCCCAGUAGCACCGCCAACACUGACAGCUCCGAGCUUACGCACAUUCUCAACCGGCGGCAGGAGAUAAUGGAAUCCCAGGAGGCAGGCAUCGAGGUCCGGCGCACCUACAAGGUGGUCAAUGUGUACACCGACUUCCCCGAGUUCUCCCGGAACCAGAUCAAGGACUACCAAAAGACCUUUAACACGUACGAUUUGGCUCGCGAUGGUUUUUUGGACCUGCAGGAACUGAAGUUUAUGAUGGAGAAGCUUGGUGCACCGCAGACUCAUUUGGGACUCAAGCAGAUGAUUGCCGAGGUGGAUGAGGAUAAUGACGGCAAGAUCUCGUUCCGGGAGUUCCUGUUGAUCUUCAGGAAGGCUCAGGCCGGAGAAUUGGACUCCGACUCCGGGUUGAACCAGCUGGCCCGCCUCACCGAGGUUGAUGUAGAUCAAGUGGGUGUAAGUGGAGCCAAAAACUUCUUUGAGGCGAAAAUUGAGCAACAACUAAGGACGAACAAGUUCCACGACGAAAUCCGGGCCGAGCAGGAGGAACGCCGACGCGAGGAGGAGGAGCGGGCCCAACGGCGCCAACAGUUUCAGCAGAGGGCGGCGAUCUUCCAGUAGAGGAUCCAUAUUUUCCUCCGUAGUCUAGCGCGUAAUUAUCUGGCGUAGGUUAAUCGAAUGAGGAACUAAUCCCGGGAGAAGAGAAUACGCUUCGUACAAGCAGCAGGCAUUUUUCAAGCAUCACAUACAUUAAUAAUAUCCAUACUUAUCGUCCCAUAUAUAACUCGAUUUGCUGGUUAAAAAAUCUUGGGAAUUGAAUGCUAUUUUUGAAAAAAAAAAAAAUAUAUAUUUUGGUUUAACAAACAACCUACAUAUAACGUACAUCAAGCAUCAUCCAAACAUAACGUUCAAUUUCUAAAAUAUAUUUUUCUAAAUCCAACCAAAUUGAGCCACUCUAGCCACAACAUAUAAGCAUACAUACGUACAUAAAUAACGAUCAUACCAAAAGCGUAUUUAUAGUUAACCUUUAUUUAAGUGAAAAAUGUUUUAGCCUAAGACCUAUUUUUUAUUGUUUGGUGUUGCGCAAAAUUUCUUUGUUGAAUUACGUUUACCCUCGACGGUUAUCCAAAAUGUAUGUUUCUUUUAAUUUAUGAUUUUUUGUACUUUUAGUGCCAUUUUUAUUUUCUUCGUUUUAAUUUUGUUAAUAACAAAAAAGGAAAUCGAUAGUUAUGUUAAGCAAAUUAAUUCGCGAAAUUCAAACUUCUUUGUACAUACUAUACCUAUGUUGGCAGUCAAUCUUAGUUUCUGUUGUAUCAAGCUGAAAUAAAUAAUUAAGUUUCGAUUCAGUAUUUCACGUUUAAAGUUAGCAAUUAAAGCAAUACUAAUGCGUUAAAUACGAAUACACAAGAAAAUACACGUACUUUUAGAGAGCGUUUACUACAAACUUAUACUGCAAUUUAAAUAAAUAAAUGUAUAUAAUACAAAACAA